Orbicella faveolata is the source of this 1920-nucleotide messenger RNA. Its product is annotated as fumarate hydratase, mitochondrial-like. Gene Ontology annotation, molecular function: fumarate hydratase activity. Gene Ontology annotation, cellular component: mitochondrion. Gene Ontology annotation, biological process: malate metabolic process; fumarate metabolic process; tricarboxylic acid cycle. The record is from RefSeq and is a predicted model, not a curated record. Lineage: Eukaryota; Metazoa; Cnidaria; Anthozoa; Scleractinia; Merulinidae.
UUACGUGCCGCUGAUCAACAGCAGCCAUUUUGAAAGCGUUCAGCGUAAAGUUCCGCGCGAAUACAUUAAAAUUCGCCUUGGAAUAUGGCUUACAGGUUUUGUUCUGUACUACGAAGUAUCAGCCAAAGCCCUCGAAUAUUUCUCCAUCAUCAGAAGCUUUAUUUAAGCCCUGUGACAUUAACACGGACUAUGGCCACGCGCAUUGAGACUGACAGUUUUGGAGAAAUUGAAGUACCAGCUGAUAAGUACUAUGGAGCCCAAACUGCAAGAUCAAAACUGAAUUUUCCUAUUGGUGAUGAGAGUGAACGUAUGCCAGCUCCAGUGAUCCGUGCCUUUGGUUUCUUGAAGAAAGCAGCUGCUGAGGUCAACAAGGAGUUUGGUUUAGAUGCAAGUGUUGCUGACAACAUCAUGAAAGCAGCAGAUGAGGUGAUAGCUGGAACGCUAAAGAACAACUUUCCCCUUGUGGUGUGGCAAACAGGCUCUGGCACACAGUCUAACAUGAACGUGAAUGAAGUGAUCAGUAAUCGUGCUAUUGAGAUGAUGGGCGGCCAGAUGGGAUCAAAGAAACCUGUACACCCCAAUGAUCACGUCAACAAAAGCCAGAGUUCUAAUGACACAUUCCCAACAGCAAUGCACAUAGCAGCAGCAAUGGAGGUUCACGAACGGCUGUUACCAGGUCUGAGAAAACUUCAUGGUGCACUUCAGGCCAAGAGCAAUGAGUUUAAGGACCUUGUUAAGAUUGGCAGAACUCAUACUCAGGAUGCGACACCCGUAACCUUGGGCCAAGAGUUUAGUGGUUAUGUGCAACAGAUCGAGUAUGGUAUCUCAAGAGUGGAGGGGACCCUGGGGAGAGUGUAUGAGCUGGCUAUUGGUGGAACAGCAGUGGGUACUGGACUCAACACAAGAAUAGGAUUUGCUGAGAAGAUGGCAGCCAAGAUUGCUGAGUACACAAAGCUACCAUUUAUAAGUGCCCCAAAUAAGUUUGAAGCCCUUGCAGCUCAUGAUGCUAUGGUAGAGCUUCAUGGAGCCUUGAACGUAAUCGCCUGUAGCUUGAUGAAAAUUGCUAAUGAUAUCAGGUUUCUAGGCUCAGGUCCUCGCUGUGGGCUGGGCGAGCUCAUGCUUCCUGAGAAUGAGCCUGGGAGCAGUAUAAUGCCAGGGAAAGUUAAUCCAACACAAUGUGAAGCCAUCACCAUGGUUGCAGCUCAAGUCAUUGGGAAUCAGACAGCUGUGUCUGUUGGUGGAAGUAAUGGCCAUUUUGAAUUGAAUGUGUUCAAGCCAAUGAUCAUAAGGAAUGUUCUUCAAUCAACAAGGCUCAUUGGAGAUGCUUGCGUGGCAUUUACAGAUAACUGUGUUGUAGGAAUUGAAGCUAAUGUAGAGAGAAUCAACAAGCUUCGGGAUGAAUCCCUUAUGUUAGUCACAGCACUUAACCCUCAUAUUGGCUAUGACAAUGCAGCAAAGAUUGCUAAGAAAGCUCACAAAGAAGGCACAACAUUGAAAGAAGCUGCCGUUAGUUUGGGAUUGUUAACAGAAGAACAGUUUGCCGAGUGGGUGAAACCAGAGGAUAUGUUGGGACCUAAGUGAAGUCUGAAUCAAACAAUACACAUCAAAGAGCAACAACACAUGAUGCUUUUAUCAAUUUAAAUCUGACUCAGUCCUAUGCAGUGUUGCAUUUUGCCAAUUGUAGGACAGAUUUGAUACUUUGCUGUAAGGAAAGUGAACUGUUUUCAUUGAAAUUAAUAUCCCUCCAUUAGUGAGCUUGCACAGUACUGUUCUUCAAGCGUAUCAAUGGUUAGGAUGAUUUCCAGGUACCUCAUAGAUUGUACAACAGUAACCAGACAUGUUGUAGCAAAGUUCUUGUCCUAUGGCAAGUGUUAAGCAACUUUCCAAGUGGGUUUGUUAAAAUAAAUUUCUGUCAACUGA